AUGGCCGAUACUACCAACAACAACACCACCUCCCCCUCCACCGGCCUCUUCUCGCGUCGACCCUCCUUCUUCGGCGGAAAGAGCAAGGGACACAAGCCCUCCAGAUCCUCCGUCUCACGCACCGCAUCCUCGUCGACAACAGCCACCCCCAACACCGAGCUAGACACCCCCCCUCUUGUCCCCAACCAAUACGAUUCCCCUCCCAGAGUGCCUACUACGCCACAGAAGCGCAGACAGGCCAGCAGACACAGCAUCGCGACCUCCCUCACGGACAUCGGCGCGCAAUUGCCGACAUCGCGCAGCGCCUCGCUUCGCACCAAUACAUCCGCCGGCACAGGAGGCUCAGCCAGCACCGAAGGGGGCAGCUUGGGCGUCCGACUGGGCAGUAGGGACUCGCACUCGCAUAGGCGGACUCCUUCGGCCAACAUGGCCCUGACCUAUUCACCGGAAAAAGCAAUGGCCACUGCGCCUUCACUGCCCGCCCUCUCCAUACCCACUUUUUCACGGAACAGGCAAAAGAGCAGUGAGAACGUGAAGCCUGAAGGCGGGGGCCAGGCGUACGAGAAGAGCCCCCUCAGUGCCGUCGACAAGCCCAAGACACCCUUCGCCAUGGCGGUGCCCAUGCCAUUGCGGCACCCGCCCACACAAAAGGAGAUCCUACAAGCAAACCAGCAGUCAAACAGAGGGCUAGCGCCCGCAGCACCUCUCCCUACACCCAACGGCGCAAACCCCCACAUCAUCUUCCAGCACAUACACGAGCUAGCAUCGAAACGAAUAUCGACGUUGGAUUACCUGCGAAAAGCACACGAAGGCCGCAUAUACUGGUUCAACACGCUCCUCUUCGCCAAAUCAGACCUCACGCGCCUCCCCUCGUUUAUGCCACGCAAUGCCUCCCGCCGCGCAACCCAUUACCUGCUCCUUGGCUUUAGCCUCCCCUCCAUCCUCGACCUUAAUGCCAAUUCGCCGACCGACUACCUCAAAGCCCUCAAUGCCCUCUUGCUGGAGUUUGAACAAUACCAGAGUAUCCACCCCACUGAUGGAAGCACACCGUCUAGUCUGAGUAGGGCGAGACUACCGCAGAUGUUCAAGCGCGCGAAUUUGAACAUGGGAAGCAAGGGGCGGCGGAGCAGCAGUGCGGCCGGCGAUUUUCCCAUGUUGACACCGAGCAGCAGCUUCUCGGGCGACCUUUCCAGCAUGGAGACGCCGCCCAAUGACGACCUCCUCCUCCCCAACGAAUCCUACACAUACCUCCAGACCCCAUCUCUCCCUUUCGAUCCCGACUUCUUCAGCACCUUUGCCACGCUCUGCGACGUUCUCAUCGAUUGCUACACAAAGAUCCUGUCCAUGCUCAAUACACCGGAGAGCGUGUCCAGUGCGGGUGCUGGCGUGCCGAGCAUGGUGGGCGACCUUUUCAACAAGGCGGAUGCAAGGGUGCGUAAGAUCAUCUUAGCUGGCGUGGUGCGCGAGUUUGAGGAGAGCUGUCGAGCUGGGUUGAAGAGUGAGGUUGGUGGUGUGGGCAAAGUGGUUCUGGGUGGACUGAUAUAA
Molecule: messenger RNA, 1545 nt
Organism: Cucurbitaria berberidis CBS 394.84
Lineage: Eukaryota; Fungi; Ascomycota; Dothideomycetes; Pleosporales; Cucurbitariaceae
Exons: 3
Coding region: 1-1545 (514 amino acids)
Source: RefSeq, a predicted model, not a curated record